Molecule: messenger RNA, 1798 nt
Organism: Cavia porcellus (domestic guinea pig)
Lineage: Eukaryota; Metazoa; Chordata; Mammalia; Rodentia; Caviidae
Gene: Gpr143
Product: G protein-coupled receptor 143
Exons: 9
Coding region: 218-1582 (454 amino acids)
Biological process (GO): melanosome organization; regulation of calcium-mediated signaling; G protein-coupled receptor signaling pathway
Cellular component (GO): melanosome membrane; plasma membrane
Molecular function (GO): dopamine binding; L-DOPA receptor activity; L-DOPA binding
Source: RefSeq, a predicted model, not a curated record
UUGGUAACUGGGUGGGAGGGUGCCUGGGAAAUGGGUGACCUCCGGCGCAGCUCCCCACCUCUCUCCCCUGACCUCAGCUGAGGCGCACCUCGUGAGCCCUCGUGCACCGCCCCCACCGCGCCGGCGCCUCUGCAGCCCCACUGGGGGGCGGAGGAGCGAGCCCAGGGCACAUGAUGCCCCCACCCACCGCCCGAGCAGCGCAUGAUCCAAGCCGGUCAUGGGGUCCCGCCACGCAGAGCCAGUCGCGUCCAAAUCAAGGCCCAUGGCCUCGCCACGCCUGGGCACCUUCUGCUGCCCCACGCGGGACGCGGCCACGCAGCUGGUGCUGAGCUUCCGGGAGCGGGAGUUCCACGCGCUGUGCCUGGGCAGCGGCGCGCUCCGCCUGGCGCUCGGCCUCCUGCAGCUGCUCCGCGCGCGCCGGCCCACUGCUCCCGGGGCGCCCCCGGCCUCUCCACCCGCCUCGGUGCGCAUCGUGCGCGCUGCCGCCGCCUGCGACGCUCUCGGCUGCCUGGGGCUCAUCAUCCGGGCUUCUGUAUGGCUUGCCUUCCCGGAUUUUGUACAACACAUCUCGGCUGGGAACAGGACAGACGUGUGGCCUGCUGCUUUCUGUGUGGGAAGUGCGAUGUGGAUCCAGCUGCUGUACAGUGCCUGCUUCUGGUGGCUCUUCUGCUAUGCAGUAGACGCCUAUCUGGUGAUCCGCAGAUCCGCAGGACAGAGAACUGGCGUGGUGCUGUGCUCUCCUGGAACCCCAGCACACUGGGAGGCUGAGGCAGGAGGUUCCAAAGUGCCAGCCUCCAUCUCCUGUCUGUGCAGCACCAUCCUGCUCUACCACUUCAUGGCCUGGGGCCUGGCUGCGCUACUGUGUACCGAGGGAGCUGCGAUGCUCUACUACCCCUCCGUGUCCAGGUGUGAGAAGGGACUGGAUCAUGCCAUCCCCCACUAUGUCACCACGUACCUACCAUUGCUGCUUGUCCUGGUGGCCAACCCGGUGCUGUUCCACAAGACAGUGGCUGCAGUGGCCUCGUUGCUGAAAGGAAGAAAAGGCGUUUACACGGAGAAUGAGAGGCGGAUGGGGGCCGUGAUCAAGACUCGCUUUUUCAAGAUAAUGCUGGUUUUCGUUGCUUGUUGGUUGCCCAAUAUCCUCAAUGAAAGCCUUUUAUUCUACCUUGAGAUGCAACCAGAUAUCGAUAGAGAGUCUCUGAGAGGUGUCAGAAACGCAGCCAAGACCACAUGGUUUAUUAUGGGGAUACUGAACCCGGCGCAAGGAUUUCUCUUGUCCCUGGCCUUCUACGGCUGGACAGGAUGCAGCCUGUACUUUCAGUCUCCCAAGAUGCUGAUCCAGUGGGAAUCCAUGACGACCUCAGCUGCUGAGGGCGCCUGCCAGCUCCCCGAGGGCUCCUGUGUGCCUGGUGAGAAGCCGGCUUCCGGGAAGGUAGCGCGUGUCAGGGGACACACUUCGGACGAGGCCCUGAGCAUGCUGUCUGAGGGUUCUGAUGCCAGCACCAUUGAAAUCCACACUGCAAGUGUGUCCCGCAGCGGAAAUGCCUUGGACGCUGUCCCCCAAGUCCAGGGAGACCUGUGAGUGGGUGUGACGUGCUCCAGACUCAUUGUCCUCAGACUCUGGUCUCCGUCUUUAGUGUCCUUGGCUUUCCAUCCCCUAGUGCUCCUAUCACCACAGUCCAGCUUCCCCUUACAGUGGCGGCAAUGAGAAUCUCUUCUCCCCACCUCAACUUGAGACUAGGUGUAACGUUUAGUGGAUAAGGAGUUAAAUAAAGUCAUCGUGAUUGCUUUGUGCUGA